Messenger RNA from Amoebophrya sp. A120, 1432 nucleotides. Lineage: Eukaryota; Dinophyceae; Syndiniales; Amoebophryaceae. The record is from the annotation of a GenBank genome assembly.
GUUUUUAGUAGUGCCAGUGUGGUGCGGUGCCCAAACCCUGCGUACUUCGAGUCCGAUACCGUCAGUCUUUCGCUGCUGGUCGGAAAUCCGGCCUAUUUGCGAAUUUCCUCGCCGAGUGCGCUUUUUACCUACAUCCCGCGGUUUGGAGUAGCUCACAUCACACCGGAAAUUGGCUCCCUCGAAGGCGGGACGAAGGUCCGCAUUUUGGUAGCCACGCGCCCAAUGCCUCUGGCAGUGGCCGACCUGCAGUGUGUGUUCGGUAAUCAGCGCGUCCCCGCACAGGUAGUUGCAGUGGAGGAGGACGUUUUUGCGAGACCAGAAAGGACCGAUGCAUCUGGCGGGUCCGUCGAGGGUCAGGAGCUACAUCAGAACGCCACGAACGGUACUGUCGGUAAAGCUGCAACCAGCGGGGAUGCGGAAGGGGACGGAAGCAGUAACAGCAGUGCUACUGCUCUCCACGUUCCCCGGGCCAAGGGUUAUCAUGUCGAAUGCGAGACGCCGUCCGCCGCGAACCUUCCGCGCGUCACCGACUCCGAGACCCCCUGUGCCUGCAGUAAGUACUGGACGCAGGCGUUGCCAAGUGGUGACUUUUUCUACUGCAACGACUACUGCUGCACCGUUCCGCAGCUGGUCGUCAACAGCACCGAUGCGUCAGACCUGCGCGGCUCGCAGCCGUGGUGCCAGACGACCAAUCCGCUGUGCGAUAGUGGCCCAAGUCACGGGGGCGUCGGGUGGGGCUAUUGCAAAGAGCCGACCGCACAGAGUUCGUUCCCGGUGUGUGUCCGCAUCUUGGAGACCGCCGCCUCUUUCGUGCAGGUGGACGAAAUUCAAGAUCCAUGCUGGUUUCAAUUCAACUACUUCCAACGCCCCUACCUGGACUUCGUCUCGCCGCCGUCUGGCCCGAACAAAGGAGGGUCGCUGCUGACGCUCCACGUGCGAAACGUUCCGCGGCUGUUUGACGGUAACGCACUGCGCUGCCGGUUCGAGAGCUACGUCACAGAGGCACGGUGGGUAAGCGACAGCCAAGUGCAGUGUGUGACCCCGAGUGUGUACUACACUAUGGAUCCCGUCAGUGUGGACGUGUAUCUGAGCGUGAACGGCGGCGAAGACUACUUCACUGGGGACCCGACGCCGACGCGCUAUACGUUUGUUCCGACUGCAGACGCACUCUCCAUGGCGCCGGACUUUGGCCCGCAAAUGGGUGGCACCGCCAUGCGGCUGACCUUACCGACCUACUACGACGGCUACACGCCCAGCGCUUGCUGCUUUGGCGUGAAUAUCCUCGUCACGGCAGUGCCAGCGGACACGACGGGGCGUGUUUUCGUCUGCAGCACACCCCCUUGGUACUCGAGCCCGGCCGUUGUUCCCGUCGGACUGCUGCAAGCCGACGGUAGCUGCGAUCUCGAUCCGCAGACGGCCUUUACCUACGUAC